AAAAGUAUCUCAAAAUAAGCACAAGCAUACGAAUUUUAUAAUCAAAUAGAGUGUUUCAUAUAAUAAUUGAAUAAAAAUGCUUAACUUAUUUAAAAAUUUUUUAAUCAUUGUAUUAACAAUUAUAAAUAUAACAAAUGCCGCUCAAUAUUUAAGUGAUAAACCUGACUUCUUGAAACCCUGCAAUUAUGAGGAUAAAAGUUUUAGCAAGUGUUUUGCAAAUAAUUUUCAAGUAUUAUUCAAAGACUGGAAAGAUGGCGUUCCUGGUCUGAAAACAGUUGGAAAACUAGAUCCCAUCAUAGUGAAACGUAUAAAGAUUGUACAAGAUCCAAGCAGUGGAAUUGCACUGAAUGCAAUUUUAGAUAACGUGGAAAUAAGAGGAGCCAGCGAUGCUAUAGUGGAGGAAGCUGUGUAAGUUCUUUUGGAUUAAACUCAGUUAAAAAAAAAAAACAAU
Messenger RNA from Teleopsis dalmanni, 451 nucleotides. RefSeq lists its product as uncharacterized. NCBI's taxonomy places the organism in Eukaryota, Metazoa, Arthropoda, Insecta, Diptera, Diopsidae. The record is from RefSeq and is a predicted model, not a curated record. The coding region runs from base 77 to 412 and encodes 111 amino acids. The transcript has 3 exons.